AUGGUGGAAAGAGGUUUGCCGCUUGCCUCUGGGUUUGCCACCGCCCUCGACCCGAGCCUCAUGGGCCUCAACCUUCGGAAGGAGAAGCUCAGCCACUUCCGCUUCUACUGGCACGACGUCAUGAGUGGCCCCCACCCCAGCUCCAUCACCGUCGUGCCUCCGCCGUCCAAUGCCUCGGCCACCUUCUUCGGCCUCAUCAACAUGAUCGACAACCCCCUGACUGUCUGCCCCGACCCCGGGUCCGAGCUCGUCGGCCGCGCCCAGGGCCUGUACUCGUCGGCGUCGCAGGAGGAGGUGGGCCUGCUGAUGGUCAUGAACUUCGCCUUCGUGUCGGGGAAGUACAAUGGCAGCAGCAUCACCGUGCUGGGGCGGAACCCGGUGUUCCAGAAGGUGCGGGAGAUGCCGGUGAUCGGCGGCUGCGGGCUGCUCCGGUUCGCCCGCGGGUACGCCCAGGCGACCACCCACACGUUCGACCCGAAGACCGGCAACGCCAUCGUUGAAUUAUUAUCAUGCGAAUACGAGCUCAGAGUUUCUUUCUCAGUGGCCUGUACAGUUUAUCUUCCUAGAGAGAAACUAGAAGGAGAGGCAGAGGGAGCUGCUUUUGGUCUGGUGCUGGCGAGCUCCGCGGAGGAGGCCACGGCGGUGGUGGUGCGUCUCGUAACGGCCGUCGUGGUUGCCGAGAGGACGGUGCUGCUGGGGGUUUCUCUGGCGUUACGUUCUCCCGGCGAAGGAGGCGAAUCGCAUUUCCAGUUCGCGAGCAGUAAGCUCUGGGCGUCAGUAUUUUCGCAGCGAUUGUUGCGGUUACAGAAGGAGGAGGGUGGUCUCUCCGUACGGACGGAGCUAGCUUUUGGCCUUCCUUCUAUGAUUUCGCCGGCGGUGGAGAUACAGCUUCGGAGGGCUCAGAUGAUGCCGAGUCAAGCUGAAGGUUGUGGAGGCGGAGGUGGAUGACGAGAUGAGCUCUAUAACGAGCUGUGGAAGGCCGGCCUGCGCGGGCCCGCCGGUCGACGAUUGCCCCUUGUCGCGGAG
Rhodamnia argentea is the source of this 1026-nucleotide messenger RNA. RefSeq lists its product as uncharacterized. The transcript is spliced from 3 exons. NCBI's taxonomy places the organism in Eukaryota, Viridiplantae, Streptophyta, Magnoliopsida, Myrtales, Myrtaceae. The record is from RefSeq and is a predicted model, not a curated record. Bases 1 to 948 code for a protein of 315 amino acids.